GCGCAAUAGCCACCCCACCUGACGCUUUUAGGCCGACUCUAAUGGAAAUUCGAAAUUGUGUAUAAACAAGCACUUCCAUAAAACUUCUGCCCGUGGAAAUUUCUAUGAUGAUUAUCGAAGAAUAAGAUUCAUCAUGCUCCUAUUCACCCGCAAUGAUGAGUUGCACGAAGAGCUGAAAAAACGUGCAGCGCAAGUCCAAACCCGGUUCGAAGACAUGAAUUCUGUCCCGAACGUGAAGGGAAUAUUGAGACUACCGGGCCUUCCGGCAAUUGCACUUGAGCUCGUCAGGUUCCUCUACGAUAGAAAGCGAGAGCACAUUAACGACUGGGCAAAGGAGAGUGGAAUACGCAUUCAUGACAAAGCCAGGCUCGGUCCCCAAGUAGUUUGGCUCCACAAGGUUCCGGUUGGAGCUAACAGACUCUUGAUUUCGGUCGUUAUCCCAAAACCCAGUCAAGACAAGAAGACAGAAGCAGCAACCCAGCAGGCUGUCAUUCCUCAGCAAAACGAAUUGCGGUCCAAGGUCCGCGUUAAAAGGCCAAUUGCCGAGGGGCUUGGAGCUUGGUCUUUACUUGAUCUGGAGGUCGGCGACGUUAUCAUCCUGGAAGGAAACGAGGAACUUCUUAUUCAGAGCUCUAAGAACGACACCAUAGAGGCUCGGGGAAUAUGCUUGCUUUCGGCUCAACACGACACAUGUCUGGUAGAGAAAGGAAAAGGGGGCUGGGCGAUGCAGUGAUGAAGUGAGGAAGCCGCGAACACAAAGGGAUGUUGCUGGUCUAUUGGGGUUCAUUGAAUGGAGAGGCUCAUAAGGGUAGAUCCGACGGCUGGGUCUCGAGAAUUGCAUCCAUGUCCCACGACUGGAGAACAGCGUCCAUAUCAUGUCCGAGAAGAGUGUCUGGGUCCCUUGAGGUGUCAUUAUCGCCAAAUAAAUGCAGUGUCGAUGUCUGAUGAGGGAUUGCGGAGCUUGGCUGAGCGUUUUGGUCGCUGAGUGAGCCAAGACAGAGGAAUCCACGCACUUUGUCCCUCCUGCUACUGUCGGCGUC
This is a messenger RNA of Sodiomyces alkalinus F11, 1040 nucleotides long. RefSeq lists its product as hypothetical. The record is from RefSeq and is a predicted model, not a curated record. NCBI's taxonomy places the organism in Eukaryota, Fungi, Ascomycota, Sordariomycetes, Glomerellales, Plectosphaerellaceae. Bases 134 to 733 code for a protein of 199 amino acids. The transcript has 3 exons.